ACGCAACACGCACAAAAACCCAAGACACAUCCACACAAUGGCAGGAGGACGCGGAGGACGCGGUAACGGCAGGGGCGGCAGGGGCGGCGGCGGCGGCAACAACGGCCGUCGCGUCGUUCAGGUGGUCUCCCCCCAGCCCGGCGCCAAGAACAAAACGGGAGGCGCAAAGACGCUCGACGCCAGAUUCACCGCCCUGAACAAGCGAAGGGCCGAGCAGGUGCAGCGCGGCACCACCGCGCGCUACGCCGCGACCAUGGCGAAACGUACCGGACAGAGCGCCAAGAAGUUCGCGGCGCCCGUCGCAGUCGCGGGCAAGGGCAAAAAGAUCGUCGUCGCCAAGAAGGGCGUCGCCGUCGGCAAGAAGAAGGUGACCGUCGCGGCCAAGAAGGCCAAGCUCGCGGCGAAAAAGGAUGCGCGCAAGGCAAAGGCCAAGGGAACGGCCGCGCCGGCCAAGAAGGCCACACCGGCCAAGAAGGCCCCCAAGAAGAAGAAGACUAAACCCGCCAAGCCCGAAUACAAACCGGAAGAUCUCGAUAAGGAUCUGGACAGCUACAUGGCGGCCGCGCCGGCCAACCCGGAGGCCAUGGCCGCGUGA
Messenger RNA from Micromonas commoda, 595 nucleotides. RefSeq lists its product with no specific name. NCBI's taxonomy places the organism in Eukaryota, Viridiplantae, Chlorophyta, Mamiellophyceae, Mamiellales, Mamiellaceae. The transcript has 2 exons. The record is from RefSeq and is a predicted model, not a curated record. Bases 38 to 595 code for a protein of 185 amino acids.